UGGACACACACAUGAACAUACUAGUCAGUGCUUACAUGUAUAUGUGGACGAACUUGUGCGGGUGGCAACGGAGUUCAACUGGAAUAAUGAUUCAUCGUUUAAAAAUGUGGCUUUUACUCUCAAGGACUGACUGUGUUUCUCAAAAUGAACAAACAAGUUGCGUGUUGAUUUUUUUAAUGAAAGAAGAUGAAGGAUUUGUACAACUGGUGUUGCAGGUGAUAAUGCGGGAUCACAAGUCCAGUGCUAAUGUGGAGAACCUGCUGAGGGAGUCUCAGAUGGAGUUACAGUGGAUCCAGAGACAGCUCGCCAUGAUUGCUGCCAGAAACUUGCACCAUCACCACCUGCAGAGCAAGGGCAAGUCCAGAUAUGAUGUUUCAUCUCAGCAAGCUACAGGCCACUCCACUGUCUACCACGCAAGCCGCUUUCGACUGCUGGAGGAGAGAAACCGAGCUCUAAAGCUUGAAGUAACCACACUUCGCCAGGAGAAACAGCAGUAUAAGAAAGUGAAAGCAAAGCUCCAUGCUGCCUUGCAGGAGAAAAAUCGUUUGAACCUUGAGUUGAUCAACCACCAUCUGAAGGCAUCCAAGUAUGACCAGGUGCAAUCCGACUAUGAUCGGCUGAGACAGACUUUUGCUGUAGUGAGUCAGGAGAGAGACGUGGCCCAGGAGCAGAGGAGCCAACUCCAGGAAAAAGUGGAUAACCUGGAACACGUUUUAAAGCAUAUGCAUGAGGCUGUAGAGCUAAAGCAACAGUUGCAGACAGAGCAUGAGCAAGCCUUGGUGGCCCUUCACACCAAGCAGAAGGAGAUCAAUCAAUUGCAAAAGGCUUGGGUUCAAACUGACCAAGAGCAUGAGGAAGCAGUACACCUGUUAGAGAACAAUAAGGACAGAAUGUUUCAGGUCAAGGUUCGUGACCUGGAGCAGGAAUGCCGGUCACACAGUGAACACUUUCACCAGCUGUCCAAAGAGCUGCUGAAUUUCCGCCUCCAGUCGGAACCUGUGAAUAUCCCUAAAAGUAAUACCACCUCUGCAUCCCAGAUCCCGCCCUCACCACAGAAGAAACUCUCGCAGGUCAGAUUCGAAGCCCAACCAGAGACAGGUGAUGAGAGUGCGGCAGACACGCCGCUGCUGAUAUCCCAGUUCUUGCCCUGCUCACCGCAGACUGGAGACGGAGAACCACCAGAACUGCUGUCUGUCAAAUCCAGCACCGUGACAACGGACCACCCCAUCCACCCCCGACAGUUUCCCUCAUCAGAGAUGGAGGAUGAGGCCAGCCCAUCACCCAGGUCCAAAUCUCGCUACACAGGCCAGGUCCGCCUUUGCACUGCCCGUUAUAGUUAUAACCCUUACGAUGGACCAAAUGAGCAUCCUGAAGCAGAACUCCCCCUUGUGGCUGGAAAGUAUCUGUAUGUGUAUGGAAACAUGGAUGACGAUGGCUUCUAUGAAGGGGAGCUGCUGGAUGGCCAAAGAGGACUUGUUCCUUCCAACUUUGUAGAGUUUGUCCAGGACAAGGAAAAACCAGGCAUUCAGGCUGGAGACGCAGGGGAAGAUCUCAGCUCACUUGAGCACACAUCCCUAGCCUUGAUGGCUGUGGAUGGAGGUGCCUCCCAGGAUGGCCUUCUGAGCUCAGCAAACGCUUUGGUUCCCUGUAGCAAUGGGACAGGUGGGGCCUUGGAUCCUGAGGACCUGGCGGAAGACGUUGUGCCUUACCCCAGAAAGAUCACCUUGAUCAAGCAGCUGGCACGGAGUGUCAUCGUGGCCUGGGAGCCUCCACUAGUGCCUUUGGGCUGGGGGAACAUCUCUAGCUACAAUGUGUUAGUAGAUGGGGAGCUUCGUGCCAAUAUACCAUACGGUGGUCGGACCAAGUGUUUGCUGGAGAAGCUGGACCUGGACGGCUGCGUCCACCGUGUGUCAGUGCAGAGCGUCACGGACCGGGGCUUGUCAGAUGAGCUGCGCUGCACCUUGCUAGUGGGAGCCAAUGUGGUGGUGGCGCCGUGCGGUCUGCGCGUCGAUGACAUUCAGCGUGACACUGCCGAGCUCUCUUGGUUGCCUAGCAACAGCAACUAUGCUCACACUGUGUUCUUAGACGGGGUAGAGCACGCAGCGGUAAAACCGGGAAGGUAUAGACUACGGUUCCACAACCUGAAGCCCCUGACAGUUUACAAAGUGACGGUGGUGGCGCAGCCCCACCAGGUGCCGUGGCAACUGCCGCUGGAGCAGAGAGAGAGGAAGGAAGCCGGCGUGGAGUUUUGCACUCAGGCAGCAGGUCCAACACCAUUUUGCAGAACAGGGCCUCCGCUGCCACCCCAGGAUGUUCAGGUGCUCUGUGGGCAGGCUCCAGGGGUCCUGCAGGUCUGCUGGAAGCCCCCCAACCUCUCUCCCACAGGCACAUCCAAUGGGGCAAAUGUCAUUGGUUACGCAGUCUGCACUAAAGGGCAGAGGAUAGCUGAGGUGCUGUUCCCUAUGGCAGACUAUGUUACGGUUGAACUGACAAGGAUUCAAUGCCUCGAGGCCAGGGAGGUCAUCGUUAGGACACUGUCGGUCCAGGGAGAAUCCCAGGACUCUCAAGUUGCUGUCAUUCCAAACAACCUGCUUGUGCCUCUACCUCCGCUUCCCCUGCCACCACCAGUGCAUCCUCACACGGGCCCCCCUCCACACCCCCAUACUCAACCUCUCCUCCAAUCCCCUCACCUUCCUCAUCCCACACCCCAAUUUCCCGCUCCACCACAUGGACAACAACUGCCGCCCCGUCCUCCCCAUGCUCAACCCCAUCCCAGACUCCCCCAUCAAGGUGGACCCCCGCAACCCCAGCUUCGUCCUCCCCAUCCCCAGCCGCAGCCCUUACAUCUUCAGCCUCGUCCACCCCACCAAGGUCCCAGGCCACAGCACCAACUGCCUCUGCUGCCCCACCCCCAACCCCACCUUAUACCUCUGAGACCAGUAAGUGCCAGAGACCUGGAUGCCAAAGACCAUGCGGCCCAUCACGGGGGAGCUAUUCUACCUGGCCAACCUGGCUGGGACCCUACACGCUCUCCUUCUGUCCAGCCUCCAUUGCCCAUGCAAGGCCACACCCUUGAAGCCCCAUCACCUGCCAAUCCACGGUCUCCCUCACCCCAGAGGAUUCUUCCUCAGCCCAGAGGCACGCUUAUCCCAGACACUGUGGCCAAAGCUAUUGCUCGAGAAGCAGCUCAGAGGGUGGCAGCAGAAAGCGGAAAGGGUGACAGAAGGCAGGGCAGAUAUGGAGAACAGGGUCAUUCAUUUCACCAGCAUCACUCUGAUGAGGAAGAGGAAGACGAGGAAGGGUUUGCUCGCGGUCGACGGAGAGGACCCUCGGUUGACGAGUUCCUCAGAGGCUCUGAGCUGGGGAGGCCGCCUCACUAUAGUCACAAUGAAGAUUAUCACAGCGAAAGCAGCCGGGGCUCUGACCUGUCUGACAUCAUGGAAGAGGAUGAGGAGGAACUGUACUCUGAGAUGAAGCUGGAAGAGGGACGUCGACGCAACUCGCACAACACACCCAAGACAACCCCUGUUGGAGGCCGCCAUGAUCGGGAUAGUGGGAGACGAGCGCAUCACGGCGGUCCCCAGCCUCAGAGACGACCUCUAAUGGUCCCCUCCAUUGAUGGCUACAGGGAUCGGGAUCGCCGCUCUCCCACGUACUAUGAUGAGUCGGAGCCAGAGGAGCCCUUUAGGAUCUUUGUGGCUCUCUUUGACUACGAUCCUCUGUCCAUGUCUCCGAACCCGGAUGCUGCUGAUGAAGAGCUGCCCUUCAAAGAGGGGCAGAUCAUUAGGGUGUAUGGGGAUAAAGAUACUGAUGGGUUUUACAGAGGUGAAGUGAAGGGCAGGAUGGGUCUGAUCCCCUGUAACAUGGUGUCAGAGAUACGAGCAGACGAUGAGGACACCAUGGACCAGCUCAUCAAACAGGGCUUUCUGCCGCUCAGCACACCUGUGGAUAGAAUAGAGCAGAACAGAAGAGGCCUGCGUCGAGAUCAGGCCUCCAGGAGGAUGGUGGCUCUGUACGACUACGACCCCAGGGAGAGCUCUCCUAAUGUUGAUGUUGAGGCUGAACUCACAUUUUGCGCUGGUGACAUCAUUGCUGUGUUUGGUGACAUUGACGAAGAUGGUUUCUAUUAUGGUGAGAUCAAUGGCCACCGCGGUUUGGUUCCCUCUAACUUCCUGGAAGAAGUGCCUGAUGACGUGGAGGUUUAUCUGACUGAUACUCCAUCCCACUACCCCCAGGAAGAGCCCGCCAACCGGCCUCCUGCCAACUCCAUCCCCGCCGUCUCAGAGAGCAAACGGAGGAAGAUUGUUCAUUUCACACCAUAAAUGGCUCUGUCUGCCUUGUACAGUAAGUUGGCAACUUGAGAUACCAGACUCGCUGUGCUAAUGCACACAGCUUGUUGCAGCAGAAGCUGUUUAAAUGCCAUGCAAUAUUACGGAGGCGCUUUUCAAGUCAUUGACUUGUUUCAUGAUUCGAAUCAGGCAGAUUUGUCUCUUUGUUUGAUUUUUAGCUCUCUGUUAAGUGACUCACUAAAAUAUUUGACUCACAUUAGUGGGUAGCUUCUCUUCUGUCAUCCAUAGGUGUUAUAGUUACAAUUUGGAUUUCAGAUUUCAUUAUAGGACGAUAUCUUUAUCCGAAAUAGCAGCUGCUGCAUUAGAUGGGAAGCCUGGUAUCUACAGUUGUGUCCCUGGGUGUUGUACCGUAUCUGACUGUACUGUAUACUCCCUCAUGGCCUACUGAUGAUGGACUUCUUCAGCUCUGUGGUGUGCUGAUGUUGUGCUCAGCAUUUGAUGGCUUCUUCCUCAGUUUGAUUUCUGUGUGUGUGAGAGAGUGUGGACGAGGCAUUACACAAUGUUUUGCAGACCCUAAACUGUUUGUGGACUCAGUUAAUGAGGACAUGCAUUAUGUACAGGGACACAGAGCAAGCCUAAAUAACACAAAAAAUUACUUCUUUUUUUUUAGGUUGGGACUAUGUUAAAUGGCAGUUAGGAUUAAGGUGAAAAUAAUUCUGAAGGAAAAGAAGAAUUUUAUCUGAAGUCAUGUAUUCGUGUGUAAAAACAUCUUUACUAUCAGUUUUAUCCAGAUUAACAGGCAGAGUACCUAGGUUUGGACGGCUUUACUCUGAAAUAUCAGUUUUUACUCCAGAGAAAUAAUAAUGUAAAAUAGUAUAGAAAAUAUUAAACUUUUAUAUUAAGAGUUAAUAUUAUCAAUUGCUGAAAAUAAACACUGAAUAUUUCAUAUAGAACUAGAAACCUUUAUUUUUUUAGUUACCUUUUGAUCUGUGAAAGAAUCCUUGAAUCUGAAGCAUGCCACAUCAAGUGAGUUAUUUACAUGCUGUCAAUCAAACAUAAUCGAACCCAAAACACCCAAAAUUAAGAUUUUUUUUCAUUCCUCAUAAAUUUGUUUUCAGGGGUUUUGAGAUAUAACCACCAAUAAUGUAAACUACAGUACUGUGCAAAAGUCUUUAUAUUUUGCCAGGAAAAUGGG
Molecule: messenger RNA, 5484 nt
Organism: Pundamilia nyererei
Lineage: Eukaryota; Metazoa; Chordata; Actinopteri; Cichliformes; Cichlidae
Gene: rimbp2a
Product: RIMS binding protein 2a
Exons: 25
Coding region: 12-4322 (1436 amino acids)
Biological process (GO): neuromuscular synaptic transmission
Molecular function (GO): protein binding
Source: RefSeq, a predicted model, not a curated record